Molecule: messenger RNA, 1029 nt
Organism: Pezoporus flaviventris
Lineage: Eukaryota; Metazoa; Chordata; Aves; Psittaciformes; Psittacidae
Product: olfactory receptor 52K2-like
Exons: 1
Coding region: 1-1029 (342 amino acids)
Biological process (GO): G protein-coupled receptor signaling pathway
Cellular component (GO): membrane
Molecular function (GO): G protein-coupled receptor activity; olfactory receptor activity
Source: RefSeq, a predicted model, not a curated record
AUGUCAGCCACCAACCACUCCAACACCAACCGUUUGCCUUUCCUCCUGAUGGGCAUCCCUGACCUGGAAGCUCUCCACAUGUGGAUUUCCAUCCCAUUCUGCUUCACGUACGUCAUGUCCUUGCUGGGAAAUGGCAUGGUCCUGCUCACUGUGGCGCUGGACAAAACCCUCCACGAGCCCAUGUACUAUUUCGUCUGCAUGCUGGCUGUCAUCGACCUCAUCUUCUCAACUGCCGUGGUUCCCAAAAUGCUGGCUGUGUUCUGGCUGGAUUCAAGGGAGAUUGCUUUUGAGGCCUGCUUCAUCCAGAUGUUCUUCAUCCACACAUUCACCGCAGUGGAGUCAGGGGUGCUCCUGGCAAUGUCCUUCGACCGCUAUGUUGCCAUCUGCAACCCCCUGCGGUACCGCACCAUCCUGACAACCUCGAGGACCCUGCAGAUAGGGCUGCUGUCUCUGGCCAGGGGCGCUGGCGUCAUGACCCCCCUGAUGUGCCUCCUCACCAGCCUGCCCUACUGCCGAAGCAGGGUGGUCCCUCACUCCUACUGCGAGCACAUGGCCGUGGUGGCGCUGGCCUGCGCCGACCCCGCUGCCAGCCACCUCUACAGCAUCGUCGUGGCGACGCUGCUGGUGGGGACAGACUCAGCUUUCAUCGCCUUCUCCUACGCUAUGAUCCUCAGGUCCGUGGUGAGGCUGCCAUGCCAAGAGGCUCGUCUCAAGGCCCUCAGGACCUGCGGGUCCCAUGUUUCCAUCAUCCUGCUCUUUUACGUCGGUGGCCUUCUCUCCAUGUACCUGCAGAUGUUCUCUUUCGGCUCAGCACCUCAUGUCCAGGUCCUGGUGGCUGAUCUCUAUUUGACGGUCCCUCCCAUGCUCAACCCCCUCAUUUACGGCCUAAAGAUGAAGCAGAUCCAGGAAGGGAUGCUCAAGCUGCUGGGGCAGUUGGUGCGACUCAGUGUGCCACAAGCUGACAAGGACAGGUCAGAUGCUGAGGAGAGGAGGCACCACCAGAAAAGGAUUGAUCCCAUUAUGGAAUAG